AUGGCCGAACAAAUUAGCUUCCCGGUGAAACGGAUCACCUGGUCCCAGUACGAACACGAAACGCCAAUUCUCCUUCAAGAAGCAAAUGGACCUUGUCCCUUGAUAGCGCUUGUGAACACACUUUUGUUACAGAAUGACAUAUACCAACGAGAAGCUGGAUUCAACCCAAAGAGUAACAAUGUGGGCGGUGCUGCUAGACAUGGAGAGAGUGUGGCGAAGAUAAGGGCACUUUUGCAUCGUCAUUUGGAUAAGAGAGUCUCUUUGGAUGAGGUUUUGGGAUGUUUGGGUGACGUUUUGCUUGAUGUUUAUAACCAUGACUUUGCCGUGGUGAAUCGACUUUUGGAGAAUCUCCCGCUUCUUCAUACGGGAUUGAGCGUGAAUCCAAAUAUUUAUAGUGGCGGAUUCCCCAGGGACUUGAGCACGGACAUUUUUGAUGCAUUUGGUCUUCCAUUCAUGCAUGGCUGGCUUUGGGACCCUAAAGACGAUGUUCAUAAAGAUCAGUUUCAGGAAUUGCAGACGUUUGAUGGGAUUCAGGAUUACUUGCUUGAUCCUAAGCAGGAUCCACGGCUCAAGGCUGAUAUUCAACAAUGGCUUGACCGUCACAGUACACAGUUAACAGCAUAUGGGUUGAAGGUGAUUGAUGAGAAGAUGGAACCGGAUUCGUUGGCGGUUUUCUUCAGGAAUAACCAUUUCCUGACGCUUUAUAAAGCUCACGACCAUGAUUUAUACUUGCUCGUGACGGAUUCGUCGCUUCUGGGUCGGUGUGUGUGGCAGCUGGUGAUUCUGGUUUCUGGUAGUGACGAUUUAUUCUUUUCAGGAGAUUUCGUGCCCAUUCUGGAUAAUUCAGAUGUGGGAGGGUUCACCAACAAUGAAGAUUUAGAGCUUGUUCGUCAGCUCCAGGAGGAGGAAGAUGCUGCAUUGGCCCAGAGAAUGCAACUGCGGUAUGAAAAGAGAGACAGUUCUAAUUCACGUCCUCAAGUGCUUCCGAAUGAAAAGACAGAAAAGAAGAAGAAGGAAAAGCUGGACGUGCCUCCCAAGAAGGGGAAACUACUGUGUGUCAUUGUAUGA
This is a messenger RNA of Candidozyma haemuli, 1068 nucleotides long. RefSeq lists its product as uncharacterized. Gene Ontology annotation, molecular function: K48-linked deubiquitinase activity; cysteine-type carboxypeptidase activity; cysteine-type deubiquitinase activity. Gene Ontology annotation, biological process: protein K48-linked deubiquitination. The record is from RefSeq and is a predicted model, not a curated record. The coding region runs from base 1 to 1068 and encodes 355 amino acids. The transcript has a single exon. Gene Ontology annotation, cellular component: cell periphery; cytosol. NCBI's taxonomy places the organism in Eukaryota, Fungi, Ascomycota, Pichiomycetes, Serinales, Metschnikowiaceae.